UCACACAAUGGAUUGAGAAAUUAAAUUUCCCAAUAAACACGGCUUUUCACUAGUUUUUCAAUGAAAACUCCGGAGCUUGAGAAAAUUCAAAGCGCGCUUCGCUUGUAAACAAACAACAAUCAGCUGAUUUUUGACAGUUUGAUUGGAAAAAUAUUUUGAGAAAGAUAUUUUCAGAAUUGUAAAGUUUUUUGUGAAAAAUACUUGAAAAAUAAAAGGAAAACAUGGGAAAAUUCAAUGAAGAGCAGCUACGGACGGUGCUGGAGUUUAUGACAACAAAUCCAGUGAUGCUGCAGAAGAGGAAUCGCACAAAUAACAAAUCCCGGAUGAGCUUGUGGAAGGAACUGGCGGAGAAGCUAAACACACAGGGUCCACCGUAUAAAUCAGAGAUUGAUUGGAGACGUUCGUGGGCAAAGAAGAAAUUCGAAAUGGGACGUGUGAAGAAGCGUCGGGUGUCCCUGUAUGCGGAUCUCGAUAAUUUACUCGCCAAGGCAUCAGAAAUGCAUGAUUCCCGCUCUGGGGAGGAUUCGGAUGAGGAUUUCGAGGUGGUUAACGUUAAACGUGAACCAAGGGAUGAGGAUCCACUGCAAAUUGGCAGAAACAUCCCGAAGGUACGGCAGAAGGAAGCACCGAGAAGAGAGACAGAUGGGAGGCCAAAGAUACCCAAAAUGGAAGUUCUGGACACGGGAGAGAAUACAAUGUUCGAUGACAAUCCCAACGGAGUAUCGGAGGAUCAAACUUUCCCCCAAGUCACAGAGCCAAAGCGUCGGAAGCAGAAGCCCCCAAAUCCCGCCACAUAUGCCGAAUCGAGUAGCUCAUCAGUGUCUCCGGAACCCCAAGAGCGUAGCAGGAAGGUACGCGGGAAGGGCGCAGCGAGUGAACCAGAGAACAGCGUGGAGCUCUUCUUCAAAUCCCUGGCCAUGGAGGUGAACAAGGCGGGUCUGUCGUCUGAGAAGAUCUUCAAUCUUGAGUGGAGUGUGCUCAAAGUGGUGUCGGAAAAAAUCAAAGAAUUCACCGAAGCUGAGGUGCAACCGGCUAAUGAUUAGAGGAGCGGGGGCAAUGUGAUGGGAAAACCCGCGACAACAGGUUUGACGAUCACACACCGAUCGUGGGCUAUGCAAAAAUUUGUUUUUAAUAGAUAUGAUUCCUUGUUGAUCUCGCACGAGAUUAAAUCACAUCUCUCUCUCUAAAUGAAAAAAAAAAACUCUCUGGCGGAAAUGGGGAUCGCACACACGAGGCGAUUUAUAGAGAUGAAGGAGAAUCAUUCUUGUUUUGUUUCAAUUUUUUUUGUUCUUCUUCAAAAAGUCAAGAGAAAUUGACGAUCGCGAAGAAUAAAUAACGAUGUGCGAAGAAA
Lutzomyia longipalpis is the source of this 1351-nucleotide messenger RNA. RefSeq lists its product as uncharacterized. NCBI's taxonomy places the organism in Eukaryota, Metazoa, Arthropoda, Insecta, Diptera, Psychodidae. The record is from RefSeq and is a predicted model, not a curated record. Bases 222 to 1043 code for a protein of 273 amino acids. The transcript has 2 exons.